GAACCAAUGUCCACACUAGGACAUACUCCUCACAAUGGUGCCCCCAAAACAGCUGUGGCACGUCCCUUUCCUCCUCCGCUGUCUCCUGCUGUUCCUUUGGCUAUGGGAUAUGAUAAAACUCAUGCGUCCCCUCUCUGACCUCCUUACAGGUUUCUGACAGGUGUGACUACGUCUUCGUCAACGGGAAAGAAAUGAAGGGCAAGGUGAACGUGGUGGUGAACUUCACCUACCAGCACCUGCACAGUCCUCUGGAGAUGACGGUGUGGGUCCCCCGGCUCCCGCUGCAGAUAGAGGUCUCCGACACCGAGCUCAAUCAGAUCAAGGGCUGGAGAGUGCCCAUCGUCUCCAACAAAAGGCCAGCUCGGGACAGCGAGGAAGAGGAUGAAGACGAGAGGAGGGGCCGAGGCUGCACGCUCCAAUACCAGCACGCCAUGGUGCGGGUCUUAACACAGUUUGUGGCCGAGGCAGCUGGCCCUGGGGGGCACCUGGCCCACCUGUUGGGCUCAGACUGGCAGGUGGACAUCACAGAGCUGGUGAAUGACUUCAUGCAGGUGGAGGAGCCCCGGAUCGCCAAGCUGCAAGGGGGACAAGUCCUGAUUGGCCAAGAGCUUGGAAUGACCACCAUUCAGAUCCUGUCGCCUCUGUCGGACGCCAUCUUGGCUGAAAAGACCAUCACCGUGCUAGAUGAGAAGGUAACAAUCACAGACCUCGGGGUCCAGUUGGUGACAGGGCUGUCACUCUCCUUGCAGCUCAGCCCAGGGAGCAACAGAGCCAUCUUCGCCACAGCGGUGGCUCAGGAACUUCUGCAAAGGCCCAAACAGGAAGCGGCCAUCAGUUGCUGGAUCCAGUUCAGUGAUGGCUCCGUCACUCCCUUGGAUAUUUACGAUGGGAAAGACUUCUCCCUGAUGGCCACAUCCCUGGACGAGAAGGUGGUCUCCAUCCACCAUAAUCCCAAAUUCAAGUGGCCUAUAAUCGCUGCUGAAACCGAAGGACAGGGUGCUCUGGUAAGGAUCGAAAUGGUUAUUAGUGAAUCAUGCCAGAAAUCCAAGCGGAAGAGUGUGCUGGCUGUGGGAACAGCCAAUAUCAGAGUCAAAUUUGGUCAAAAUGAUGCUAGCCCCAACACCAGCGACAGCAGACACAUGGGAACAGGAGUUCACCUGGAAAAUAACGUCAGUGACAGAAGACCCAAAAGACCCAUGCGAGAAUGGGGGAGUCAAGAGGGACAGCGCUACGGCAGUUCCUCUGUGGGCCUCACGGAAGGAAGAGGCUCCACCACGGAGAGGUCAACCUUCCAGAAGAACAAAGGCCAGGAAAGCCUUUUAGAUGAUGACAGUGGUUUUCAGACCAUCCCCAUUGACCUCACCAGCUUCCCUGCCCAGGUGGACCUCCCCAGAAGCAAUGGGGACGUGGAUGAGAAUGACCUCACGCAGGCAUCCAAAGGGCUGAGUGACUUGGAAAUUGGGAUGUACGCUCUGUUGGGUGUCUUCUGCCUGGCCAUUUUGGUCUUCCUAAUAAACUGUGUGACCUUUGCAUUGAAGUACAGGCACAAACAGGUUCCCUUUGAAGAGCAGGAAGGGUUGAGUCACUCCCAUGACUGGGUUGGGUUGAGCCACCGGACAGAACUGUUGGAAAAUCACAUUAACUUCGCAUCCUCCCGAGAUGAGCAGAUCACUGCCAUUGACAGGGGCAUGGAUUUCGAAGAGAGUAAGUAUCUCCUCAGCACAAACUCCCAAAAGAGCAUCAAUGGGCCGCUGUUCAAAUCUUCAGGACCCAUAGUCUCUGAUGAGAAUGAUCAGAAAAAUGAGCCCCCAUCGUCCCCCACCUCAAAAAGGAAAAGAGUGAAAUUUACUACCUUUGCCACCAUCUCCACAGAUGAUGAGUGCCCCACCGUGAACUCCACGGGGACAAGUGGGGAGGCUAACAUGAGCUGGGUCUGCCAGGAUCUGGACGCUGGAGAGUGCAAGGAGCUCCAUGACUACAUGGAAAGGUUACACGAAGACGUGUAAGCCGGACACUCGCCAAUAUUGGUCUCACUCACCUUUCAGCCUUUAAUUUGAGGAUGUGUGACAAUGGUGCCCCUGGGGGAGACAUGAAAUGACAGGACAAGAAGAGGGUGACCCUGGCAACAGAGGCCUAGGAAACGAUCCUGGUGCAGCUGAGGAGGCCCCGAGUCAGAAGCAAUGCACACAUUCCAGUGUACAAUGUCCUGGUCCAUAUUAAGAGGUUUAUCAUGCAUAGCAAGAUUUUUAAAACUUGGAAGAAAAAUGAGUUCUGAGUCACUGAGCUUCUGAGAGCUUCCAGGAAAGAAGGAUCGUCAAAGCAAUUUGGAUGUUGUAAAAUCCACGUGGCUCCCAUAGUCAGCAUCACAGAGGACGAAAGGAAGGCGAGACCUGGGGUGAGAGUAAGUGGAUCAAGGAGAGGAAGCGUGUCAUUUGAGUUGGAGCAGUGCAUCUGCCUGUGCGCAGGAUGACAGGCAUGGUCCAGCGCCACAGUCAGCCCCUGGGAGGUGUGACUGAGUCAUUAUUCCCCAAAGACCCAGUGAAAGCAGGCCAGGGUAUUGACAGACUAGGGCCAUUGCUGACAAGGACCGAGAGAGAACAAGUGGGCAAAUAGGCCACCAAUAUCUUUGUAACCAGAUGCCAAGAACAAACAAACAAAUGAAACCCUCUGAACGACUCAGAGCAUUCCUCUGUCUGUAAACUAGGGACACGGGGCGUAGAAUUUGUCAGGUUCAAAGAACCAAGAUUUUCUUUUUUUUUAGCAAGUUCUCCAUGUUCAGAUUUGUAUUUCUCCACUGCAUUGCCAGCUUUCCAAAAGUCGUUGGUCACUUGCAGGCAGCGGGGGGCAGUUUCCAGCAUUCAUUGAGUCUCUUUCUUCCCCCACGGGCUUUGUGUCAGCAACCUGGUGAUGUGCCAUAGAGAAGUCCCCAGUGGGCGGACUGCACAUGCUCUCCUUCCUGGAAGAGGCUGGUCUGUGAGGGUAAGCGGUACCCACAAGGAAUUCAACACUCAGCGAGGCUCCUUUCCUCUCGCUUUGCUAGGAAGCAGAGAGGGAGGUUUUGUGACGGGUCUGUCAACAGUCACGUCGGGUCUCCUGUCCAAGGCUAUUGAGACAAAUGUGGGUGUCCAUGUGGAGUGCACAGGUUGUGGAGAGUGGGGACUCUGAGUGUGUAAGAGGCAAGUUGGGCAGGAAGCCUGUCCCCACUCCCACUCGUGCAGAACGUAAGGCUUCCCCACCCUGGAGAGAUGGAGGGAGACAAGGUGCCAACAUGUGGGGCAGAGAGGGAGGUAAUGCAAGUGUUUGGUUCCAAAGUCGGUCCUGGAAGAUUUAAUGUUGCUUGAAAUCUGAAGGACUCUUGAGCAUCUCUACAACCCCUCAGAUGCAAAGCCGGUAAAAUGGAGGUGGAGGGAGAGAAGAGCGGACUCUUACCCCAUCUCACCCUCAUGGCAGAGGAUGGUGGUGGAAUCCUUGCCAACUGGUACGAUCCUGAGAACCACAGCGGCGGGAAGCACAGAGAGCCCAGGCUGUAUAGGCAAUUUCUCUCUCCCUGUUUUUUUCCUUUGUAUCAUUUUCUGAUCUCUUUAGAUCUCUUCUCUAAUUUCUCUC
This is a messenger RNA of Equus caballus (horse), 3606 nucleotides long. The record is from RefSeq and is a predicted model, not a curated record. NCBI's taxonomy places the organism in Eukaryota, Metazoa, Chordata, Mammalia, Perissodactyla, Equidae.